Messenger RNA from Aedes albopictus (Asian tiger mosquito), 626 nucleotides. RefSeq lists its product as uncharacterized. Bases 1 to 531 code for a protein of 176 amino acids. The transcript has 2 exons. The record is from RefSeq and is a predicted model, not a curated record. NCBI's taxonomy places the organism in Eukaryota, Metazoa, Arthropoda, Insecta, Diptera, Culicidae.
AUGUUGUUCGGAAGCACAGUGUUGAGCUUAACCCUUCUAGUGGGUUACGUAGCCGCACAGUAUGACUACGCGGAAGAAACAACAGCUGCCCCAAAUUAUCCGGACUACGGAGACUAUCAAACUGCCGCUCCAGCCCCAGAUUACGGAGCUUACCCUGACUAUGGGAGCACCACCACACCUACUGUUGGAGGCAUCGAUCCCGGGCUAUAUCCCAACUACGACAAUUAUGACGUGAUCACGCAGCCGCCGGUGAUUCGCAAUCCCACAACCACUGGUCCUUGUAACCGUUUCCCAAACACUAUUGUCAACUGGUACCUCAUCCGGAGGCCUUCCUCUGUGAUAACUGCCCGAAGGAUUACUCCGAUGAGGCGUCACCAGAUGUACAACGCGUACCGGUAUCCUUGGAAUCGAGUCUACGGAGCUGCUCAGUAUCACGUCCGGGCUCAUGUUGCGCCACGCAGGCAACGAAUCACGAACUACAGAACGUACCGAAGAGGAGCUGUUGCCAAGGUCAUGCGGUAUUAUUGGUAACGGAACUGAUCAAGGCAAUUUCAAAACAUAAUAGUUAAAAUAAUGUAUCUCUAAUAGAAUUACUUUGAAAGAUUUAAUAAAAUACCAUCAUUUAU